This is a messenger RNA of Cucurbita maxima (winter squash), 2020 nucleotides long. Its product is annotated as trihelix transcription factor PTL. The record is from RefSeq and is a predicted model, not a curated record. NCBI's taxonomy places the organism in Eukaryota, Viridiplantae, Streptophyta, Magnoliopsida, Cucurbitales, Cucurbitaceae. The transcript is spliced from 3 exons. The coding region runs from base 235 to 1803 and encodes 522 amino acids.
CUCUCGGAAUGAAAUUAUAUGAGAGAGAGAGAGAAAAGAAGAACAUAGAGAGUGUUAGACAUAGACAUGGGACCAUCGUCCUGACUCCACUGCGUAAAUUCUAGCUUUUUCGUGGACGACAAGAUCCGAGCCUGCCGCUACCCUUUCAUUUCUUCUCUUCCCUUUUUUAAUUUUCCAUUUUUUUUAAUUUUUUUUCUUCACCUCUUCUUUUUAUCUCACACUCUCAAGCUUCCCAUGGAAAUGGAUGAUCAAUAUGCCCUCUCCGAUCUCCGCCACCUCAUGACUACACCUCCAUCUCGCUCCCAUUUCCCCUCUUCUUCCUCAAUUCCCCACCAUGAUCUCUUCUCCUCUUCCUCCACUUCCUCCUCCGCCGCCGCCUUCCGCCACCACCUCCACCACCACCAUCAUACCCCUUACGACCUCAUCAUGAUGAUGCCACGGGAUCCUCUCCCUGACUUCCGCUCCGAUUCCGCUGCCACGCCCCCUGCCGUUGUCUCCGCUCCAACAGCUCCCACCGCCUUUGAACUCGAAACAGCCUCACUCGCUGCCGACUGCGCCACGCCCCGAUGGCCUCGCCAAGAAACUCUCACUCUCUUGGAUAUCAGAUCUCGACUUGAUUCUAAGUUCAAAGAAGCCAACCAAAAAGGACCCCUUUGGGAUGAAGUUUCAAGAAUCAUGGCUGAGGAACACAAUUAUCAAAGAAGUGGGAAAAAAUGCAGAGAAAAGUUUGAGAAUUUGUAUAAAUAUUACAAAAAGACAAAGGAAGGCAAAGCUGGAAGACAAGAUGGUAAGAACUACAGAUUCUUCAGGCAGUUGGAAGCUCUCUAUGGUGAAACAACCAAUUCAGCUCAACUUCCAGAUUCCCAUUUUGUUGGAGACAGCAACCUCAGCUUCCAACAAAAUGGGACUAACAAUCCGACCACCGCUCUACCAAUGAGCUACGAAACUCAACAGAAGCAUUACUGCGACAGCCUCAGUCUCUCUAACACGUCCGAGUUUGAAACCUCAGCCUCGUCUGAUGACAACGAUGACCUCGGCUCGGUUGGCAUUAUGGACAACGAUUCGGUCGAGAAGAGACGGAAACGACGAGGUGGGAAAUGCUGGAAGGCAAAGAUCAAACAGUUUAUCGACUCGCAAAUGAGGAAGCUCAUUGAUAAACAAGAGGCUUGGUUGGAGAAGCUCAUGAAAACUCUUGAACAAAAGGAAAAGGAUAGAAUGAUUCGUGAGGAGGAAUGGAGGAGACAAGAAGUGUCAAGAAUGGACCGAGAGAGGAGCUUUUGGGCAAAGGAGAGAGCAUGGAUAGAGGCUAGAGAUGCAGCAUUAAUGGAGGCAUUGCAAAGGCUAACGGGACGAGAAUUGAGAGACUACAACUCCUCGCCCGACCACGGAUUAAUCGCACCGGAGCGUCAUCGGAAUAACAGCGAUAACCAAAACGAAGACGGGAGCGAAAUACUAAACAACAACACCGGUAGAGAACUAGUAGACAACAAUAAUUACCAAAGGAAAACAAUAGAUGAAGGCAACAAGAAACGCAAGGAGAAUUCAAGAUCAGCCACCACCUACAAUCUUUACUUCCAAACAGAUUCCUCCCUCUACAGCGGCGGAGGACCCUGCGGCGGCGGUGCCGAGAUCAAAGAACAAAGUCCAAACAGCUCGAAUGCUGGCGGUGGGGGCGGGGGCGGUGGCAGCCAUGUGGUGCAAGAUAGUUGCUUUCGGUUCUUGAUGGGUGAAGGAGAUCAGUCUCAAUCUGGUUUGUGGGAAAAUUUUGGUCUGAAACUCAACAAUGGAAGUGACCAAAGUUGAGCUAAUGAUGAAGUCAUUAUGCAAAACUUGAAAGACUUUGACAAUGGAAUCCAUUACAGCUACAUGGUCAGAGACAGAGAGAGAGAGAUUCACUGUCUGGUCUAGGGUUUAGCUGGUUGGGAUUUGAUAAUUAUUGAAUAUAUUAUAUUAAGUUCAUCAGAUUUCUUCAUCCAACAGUUAUUAUUGCAAAUUAAAUCAAAUAAUGUUUUUCUUUUUC